GACCCUUAUUCCAAUAUAAUUUCCAAUUUAUUCCAAACAAGGGACAACCUCUUUUUAUCCUUAUCCCACGUAUUAAUCCUCAAAACUUAUCCCAUCCUUUUAUCCUCCUUAUUCCUAUCCCUCCUACCAAACAUCCCGAUAAAAAAAUACGGAGGGUGUACAUUCUAAAAACUGAAAACGGACGGUGAUAAUGAACAAAUCAAAAGCUAGUUCGGACCAACUUGACAUCCCCCCUCUCUCCUACAAACACACACACUCUCUCUCUUCUAUUUUACUGUUCCAUUACAAUCCCCAUCUUCCUCUCUUUCUUACUCUCCCCCCCAGAACUGUGAAACAAAAUUCCACCCAAAAACCAAAAACAAAAAACCCUUUCAUUUCUACCAAAGUUUCUCACUUUCUUCCCCUUUAUUCAAGGUACUUACUUUGAAUCUUUGAUUCAUAGCCUCUGCUUCUUCUUCUUGCUUCUGCUGCUUCCUGGGUUUCUGCAGAUUCUGAAAUGGGUUAGAAGUAAUUUUUGGUGGGUAUGUUUUGAAUUUGUUGUUUAUAGUUUGAGAUUAUUGGAAAUGGUAGAAUUGAAUGGAAGGGGGUUUUGGGUUUUACAGCAGUUGGAAAGUAUCCCCAUUUCUGCUAAAACCACCAUUAAUUCCGCCAUGAAAACCUCAGAAAUGUAGAUGAGGAGGAGAGAAAGAGAGGAAGAACAAACCCCAACACCACCAUUUCCACCAAGAACAACAACGAAUCACCAAUUUCAUCAGCAAGAACAUCCACCACCCUUUAAUAAUCAGCAAUUCUACUUGCAGCAAUCUCAAGUUAGAGAGGUUUAUUCUCAGCUGGAACCCCAGAAUUCGGUACCCAUUUCACCACCCCAUCAACCCAUUAAGAAACGAUCUUAUAUUCCGUCUUCUUCGCCUUCGGUUGCGGUUGGCACACAACAUGUUCGACAAAAGGCCUCAAUGGGAGAUUCUUCUUUUGAGCAGCAGCAGCAGCAACAACAGCAGCAGCAGGUUUCCACUAGGUCAGCACUGAGAAGAGCUGGUAUAGGGGAGAUAGUUGAGGUUCAAGGGGGUCACAUUGUUCGAGCCACGGGGCGAAAGGACCGGCAUAGCAAGGUCUGUACUGCUAAAGGACCGAGAGACAGGAGAGUUCGGCUUUCAGCUCAUACUGCUAUACAGUUCUAUGAUGUUCAGGACAGGCUUGGGUAUGACCGUCCUAGUAAGGCUGUUGAUUGGUUGAUUAACAAGGCGAAGACUGCCAUUGAUGAGCUUGAUCAAUUGCCUGCUUGGAGUCCUACUAAUAUGAAUGUUUUAAGCUCGAAUAGGCGGCGUGGUAAGGGCUCUGCAGGAGAUGGGGUGGUGGAAUUGGCCGAGGAGAAGGAUGCAGGAAGUGCAGAGGGGAUGUAUGGUGGUGAGGAGCAACAACAGUUAUACAACAAUGCUAAUUGUUCGAAUUCUAGUUUGUUACCACCUUCAUUGGAUUCUGAUGCCAUUGCUGAUACUAUCAAGUCUUUCUUUCCUAUGGGUGGGGGCAAUGCAGGGCACCCACAAACGAGCUCGGCAUCAGCGUCUCCGAUGCAGUUUCAGGAUUAUUCUCAUGGUGGUUUGAUGCAAAGGAGUGGUGGUGGUAAUGACGGUGGUGGUAGUAGUAGGCAGAGUCAAGACUUAAAAUUGUCUUUGCAGUCAUUUCAGGAUCCUAUACUAAUGCACCCACAUUCACAUCACCACAGCGCUGCUGCUGCUCAUGAUGAGCAGCAGCAUACAUUGUUCCCAGGAGCUGUCCCAAUUGGGUUUGAAAACCCGAAUACGGGUUGGGCUGAUAGCCAACAUCAAUCAAACCCGGAAUUGGGACGGCUCCAUAGGCUGAUGCUUGGCUGGAACACCCAGCACACCGGUACCGAGCAACACAAUCUUGGUACCAGUAGUGGCAGUGGCAGUGGCGGGGGCGGAUUUAUCUUUAAUCAGCCCCCACCAUUGCUGCAUCCAUUGUUUGGUGGUGGCCAGCACAGCCAAUUUUAUACUCAGAGGGGACCCCUUCAGUCCAGUAACACACCUUCUAUCCGCGCAUGGAUUAGUGACCCAUCUUUUUCAAUUGCUAGCUCAAGUGAACAUCACAAUCAACAUCAUCAAGCUAUUGCAGUCCCCCCACAAGCCUUAUCAGGCCUUGGUUUUACUUCAGGUGGGUUUCCUGGGUUCCACAUUCCUGCUCGGAUUCAGGGUGAGGAGGAACACGACGGCGAUCCUAAUAGGCCGUCCUCUGCUUCCUCCGGUUCUCGCCAUUGAUUUAAGAAAUUUUGAAGACUCCCCUUUACCUGUUUCAGUCCCUAAAGGAAUUGUAUGAUUACAUAUGUUUCACAAACCGACUGGGAGACUAUGAUGAAGACAAGAAUUCAGAAGAAACAAUGGGGGAGUUUUCAGUUACUUUGAAUCAAUGGCUUUAAAUAUUCGGGAAGAUUAAAUCUGAGAAAUAAUUCAGGUUUUUUCUUUUUCGUAAAGUUAAAUUUCUUAUCAGUUAGUUUCUAUGAUAUUGUUGCUUUUAUGUUCAAGCUCUCAAUUAUGUUUAGGUGAGCUUGUUGAGCUCAACUUUGCUGAAACUCUGCUGUAUUUUCUAGUAUUUUGCUUUAUGCUACUAUAUGAUGCCUUCCUUUUAUGUGCUGC
Chenopodium quinoa (quinoa) is the source of this 2651-nucleotide messenger RNA. Its product is annotated as transcription factor TCP4-like. NCBI's taxonomy places the organism in Eukaryota, Viridiplantae, Streptophyta, Magnoliopsida, Caryophyllales, Amaranthaceae. Gene Ontology annotation, molecular function: sequence-specific DNA binding; DNA-binding transcription factor activity. The transcript has 2 exons. The record is from RefSeq and is a predicted model, not a curated record. Gene Ontology annotation, biological process: regulation of secondary shoot formation. Bases 672 to 2276 code for a protein of 534 amino acids. Gene Ontology annotation, cellular component: nucleus.